Molecule: messenger RNA, 2107 nt
Organism: Ostrinia nubilalis (European corn borer)
Lineage: Eukaryota; Metazoa; Arthropoda; Insecta; Lepidoptera; Crambidae
Exons: 4
Coding region: 1-618 (205 amino acids)
Source: RefSeq, a predicted model, not a curated record
AUGGUCCGACAUCCGGAAAUAUUGAAUUUUAAAACUAACUUUAAUGUCUUCAGGUCUGAUUCAGAGUUUGAAGUGUUUGAGCCUGUGCAGAAAGCCAAGCCGAAGAGAAAACUAACAUCUCGAGACACCGUUAGGUCUGACUCCGAGUUUGAAGCGUCUGAACCCGUGCAGAGAGCCAAGCCUAAACGAAAACCAACAUCUCGAGACAGAUCCCAUUCUUCAAAGAAGCCGAAGUCGAAUCCAAAGGAAUCGUUCGACGUGCUGGGAGUUCUGUCGGACGAGGAGGAAGCCAUAGAGAAGGCCACGCGCGCAUCCAACGAGCCGAGGCGGCUCGACAGCAGCUUCAGCAGCAAGACCGCGCACGGCUCGCUGGUGUGGCGCGCGCCGCUGGCCGGCCGCUACUACGUGGAGACGCGCGUCUACAGCGCGGACGACGCGCGCAAGGCGCCCCCGGACCAGCGCUACACCAAGGCGCUCGUCACGCUCAAGGCGCAGCUGGACUCGGAGCAGGCUGAGUGGGACUACUUGCAGAGGUUCCUGAAGAAAGCUAAAACACUGUUUAGCGAUACUAAACCUGUAUUUUAUGAUAAUAAAAUAAAUAAAGUAGGUUUAAAAUAAUAUUGACUUAGGUUUUUUUUCCUUCAUUGACCUCGAGUGCCCAGGCAGGUUAUGAUUUUACAUGUAAAAUUUAGAUAGGUUAGGAUACAAUAAUAAGUAAAACUAAGAUAGUUAAAAAUAACUUUUAGACUAAGUAUUUGUACCUAAGUAAAGUUUUAGAUAGCUAAAAGUAAGUUUUAUAAAGAGCUAGAAAGUUAUUAACAAGUUAUUAAUCUAAUCUAACUACUAAAAUGCCUUUUUGCUCUGAGUGUUGUAUCCAAGUAGAUAGCAGGCGGUGGGUAGGUCACCUGCGCAGCGCCGCACACAAAGGUCGGUGCAACGCGUUGCAGGCGCAAGACUUUGAUGGUGUGGUUGAACUUGCAACUGCUUUCCAGGGUCGCAUCGUGUCCUACAGGAUCACUCCUACAGAUGAGUACGUACACUCUUUGCCUGAUAUGUUUUUGCACAGUAUAUUUUCUAAAAUCGAUAACUUAUUGAAACUCUCAUUGAAAAAGCAUAUAAGUUUAAAAGUUAAUUUCGAAUAUUUCGCUAAUUUCUUUUUAUUUAAGAAUGAGCAAAGUGAAGUCAAGUCAUUUGUUAUUAAAAACUUUUUAGUUACUCGCAAUUAUGACUUUGAUAAGAUAUUUGAAACACUUGUUGAUAGUAUUAAAAACAAAGUUGAGGAAUUCGAAGACCGCGAUAGCGGCUGGACUUUUUUGAGCAAUGUUUCCCUGGAAGUCAAUAUUAAUAGGUACGAUCCUCUUAGAGGGUCGGGUUCAACUUACGUUGAUUUACCACUUACAAUAAAAAAGAAAAAGGCGUGUAUUAAUAUCCGGAAUAAGGAUGAAUAUUGUUUUCUGUGGAGCAUUGUUGCUGCUCUGUACCCGGUGAAAAAGAACGGUGAUCGUACAUCCUCAUAUCCAAACUUUGAACAGGUUCUAAACAUUGAUGGCAUGUCAUUCCCAGUAACGUUCAGCGAUAUCGCAAAGUUUGAAAAUAAUAAUCCUGAAAUAAGUGUAAAUGUAUACGCUUUAAAAAAUAAUCGUACCGUAGUAGGACCUAUAUAUAAAUCAGAAUUUAAGUCAAAAACUAGAACUAAAAUUAACUUACUGUUAGUUGAAAAUAAUAUUAAAUGUCAUUUUGUUCUAAUAAAAAACUUGUCUCGACUUGUCAGAAGUCAGAUUACGAAACAUCACGGAACACUCUAUUUUUGCGAUGAUUGUUUGUUAUUUUUUACUACCGAAGUUAAACUGGAAAAUCAUACAUGCAGUGGUGUAAGCACGGUACUGCCUGAUAAAGGAACGUGUUUAGAAUUCAAACAUUUCGAACGGAAGCAAGAUGUUCCUUUUACUAUCUAUGCAGACUUUGAAACACUUCUUGUACCUUUUCAAGGGUGUGAACCUGAUCCUACAUCAAGUUUUACUUCUCAACGCCAAAAACACAUUCCAGCAGCCUUUGCAUAUUAUAUAGUUUGCUCGUUUGAUAAUGAUUUAAAUAAAUUCGUGCAAUA